AUGCCGUCUCCGGGCUCUACCAGCACAGCCUCACAUGAGACAUCUCACUCGGCUCUGCCGUCCAUGCAGUCCUACUCUCGGUCGAAUCCCAUUGACCUGACGCUCGACGACGACGACCGUGACCCAUACCAGCCUCAGGACAGGCUUCUCAAACGACCGUGUACAAGCACGCGCAGCUUCAAUGCCUCUUGUGAAUCUAUCUUGGAGGAGCGCGCGCGCUCUCAAUCGCAGUCCUCUGGCCUUACACCUGUAAUGUCCGCGUCUGCAAUCCUUCCUCCCGUAGGGCAGCCAAACAUAUCCUCGCACCUAUCUCAGUGGCAGCACCAUUCGCCUUUCCAAGGGCCACAGCCUCCUAUACCAUCUUCUAUUCGUCCGCCACCAUUCACCGGCCCGUCCACUUCCUCUGCGUUUUUCCCUGACCGCACCAAGUCUGAAUCCAUGCAGCGGCCUCCUAUGCUUGCCCCAUCUCCUUCGCGCCACGGACUUGAGCGUUCUCCUUCCCCUCCGCCAUCUCGUCCCCUACAACCCCAGCAGGGCAACCUGCCGCCCGAUUUACCUCCCAAGACACCCGUAUGUAUCGGACAGCUGACUGUCACAGCGCUCGUCCUGUACCCGAUACCAUAUCUCUCCACCCAAGAGCAUGCGGACACCGAGUGGGCGCCGGUACGGUUGACUUACGAACAUACGCCGCACAAGGCGGCAGGGUCGGAGACAAUACAUAUCAAGACGCCUAAUGGCAAGUCCCCCGCGGGCGAGGUUCUGCAGGGCGAGAGCUUCGCCUUCGUAGAGCAGAAGGCCGCCACUUUCUUGGGCCCCAUGUUGGGGAAGGGUCUCAUCCGAUUAGAUGCUAAAGUGCGGCGUGGCAUGCCGAAUCUCCCCAUAUUGCCUUUGCAACUGUUAGUUUACACGCCCAAGGGCAACAUACCCGUCGUCGCGAACUACCUACAGCAAUCCGGGUUCCUACUGGAUCACCCGACGCUGCCCGGAGACAUCCACCGCGUAAUGAACUCCUAUUACUACAACCCACAUAAUCCUCCGGCCGGAGGACACAGUCGAAACAACCACCAUAAUGGCCGCAUGGGCUACUCCGGGCCAGGAGGCAGCAAUAUGGGUCGAUGGGCCGCUCCCGGAGUACCCGGCAAGAGCGUGGAAAUUCAGCGGAGCCAGGUGGACGAGUUGUUCAAGAGCUUACAAGACGGUGAGGAGCUGCAGGAGACCGAUCCUCCACCUGAGAUAGCGACGACGCUUUAUCCUCACCAGAAGAAGGCGCUGACGUUCCUCUUGGAAAGAGAACGGGAGCGCCCCGGCUCAGGGCCGUCGGGCAACUAUUCGUCGCUGUGGCAGGAGCGGAGGAAUCCGAUUACUGGUCAACGCUCGUGGCUGCAUCUCAUUACGCAGCGGGAGAUUCAUCAGGAACCUCAGGAAGCUAAGAGCUCGAUACUUGCAGAUGACAUGGGUUUGGGAAAGACCAUUACAUGCGUCUCCCUCAUCGCUGUAACGUUAUCUUCGGCACGUCAACAUGCCGCUACGCCCGUUGUGCGGCCGAGUGCACCCCCCGAGCCUCCGGGGCCUCCACUAUCUGCCGAUCAUUUUGCCGGAAGUGUGUGGGGUAUGCCGACGCAGCACGGACAAGGCAGCUGUUCAACUUCCAAGGGCAAAGCGAAGUCUUCCCGGGACCAGGAUCGCGAGCAGGCCGGGUACACGAGGGCGUGUCGCAUCAAAGUCCGAACGCGGGCCACGUUGAUCGUCUGUCCGCUCUCGACAGUCGUCAACUGGGAGGACCAGUUUCGAGAGCAUUGGCGGGCGAAUGCAAGUGGUGCUCCCAGUGGGACUUCUACGCCCUGCGGCAGUGCCUUCAUCAACGGCCCUGGAAUGUACACCUUUCCUUCCAGCUCAUCGUCGAUUCCGGUGAAAUCGGAAGCGCAAGUGCCCCCUGGGCGCGUCCGCGAAGGAACGCCACUCCGCGUCUAUGUCUACCACGGCAAUGCACGACGCCCCGAUCCCACUUUCCUUGCGGACUUCGACGCCGUAAUUACCACGUACUCGACUCUAGCUUCGGAGUUUUCGAAGCAGUCAAAGAGUAUUGCUUCCGCGGGGGAUGAUGAUGACGAGGAUGACAAUAGCUCGGAUGGCGAGCGUCUUGAGGUCGACGAAAGGGGAAAUCAAUUCAUCAAGCUCUCGAAGCCGAAGAAGGCUGGCAAAAAGAGAAAGAAAUGCGGCGUCAACGGCGUGGAGGCGACGAGUCCCUUGCAGAGCGUGGACUGGUUUAGAGUCGUCCUCGACGAGGCGCACUCGAUCAAGGAGACGAGUACCGUCGCCUGCCGCGCUUCUUGCGAUCUCGUCGCCGAUCUUCAGAAUAAGCUGGAUGACGUGUUUGCGCUUGUCAAGUUCCUCCGCUUAGACCCGCUCGAUGACAAGGGCAUCUGGACGGAGUUCAUCGGCACGCCUGUCAAGUACGGACAGCCCCUCGGUGUUGCUCGUCUACAAACGAUCAUGAAGUGUAUUACCCUCCGUCGAACCAAAGAGUCGACGGCGGAGGACGGUCGCAAGAUCCUCUCGCUACCUCCCAGGAAGGAUGAACUGCGGUAUCUCAAGUUCGACCCUGAGGAGCAAGCGAUAUACGACCAGUUCUUCACCGAGUCCAAGGCUGAGUUCAACGAGCUCUCGAACAAAAACGAAGUGAUGAAGAACUACGUCGGCAUCUUGCAGAAGAUCCUUCGUCUCCGCCAGAUCUGUGACCAUUUCGAGCUCGUACAGAACAAGGGUCUUGGCCUCCUCGGUGAUGCGCAAGGUCAGGCGGUGUCGUACGACGACAUCAUAGCCACGGUUGCUCGAGAGGGUUUGAACCUACAGCGAGCCACCACGAUAUUCGCUCUUCUCAAGGAAGCGGGCGUCACGCAGUGCGUGGAAUGCGGGGGCGAACUUGCCAGCUCGCAAUAUAGCCUUGACGGUGGUCUUGGCGAGGCGGAAGGUGUUGCGGGCUCAGGAAAGCGCGGAAGGAAGCCCAAGGCAUCGUCCUCCCGAGCCUCGACGCGUCAGAAUAGCCCGUCUGCGCCGCAUCCUAUCCUCACCCGCUGCCAGCAUCUGUUCUGCCUCGGCUGCUUCCGCAAUUCUGUCGCUCCUGGGUGGCCUAAUGUACCGCAAGACGCUGGGCGUUGUUGUUCUGUGUGUCAGACCGGGCUCAACUUCUUCGACGUCGUCGAGGUCAAUCCCGAAGGCGCGCUACCGGACGCACUUACGAAGAAGAAGGCAGUCAAGAAGGAGAAGAGGCAGAAGGGUAUUCUGAUGGAGAACUUCCAUCCAUCCACAAAGGUGAAGGCGCUGCUGUCCGACUUGAUGGAGAUUUCGCGAGCAAAUCCGUACUCGGCGAAUUAUGACCAUCGUCGAUUGAACUCGCAAUGGACAACAAUGCUCGAUAAGGUUGAGGACGCAUUGGAAGUCACGGGCAUCCGUUACAGUCGGUUGGAUGGAACGAUGAAGCGUGAUGAACGAACGCGAGCCAUGGAUUCCUUGAAGCACGACCCUAGCUGUGAAGUUUUGCUUGUCAGUCUGAAGGCUGGCGGAGUGGGUCUCAACCUCACUGCCGCUCAGCGUGUAUACUUGAUGGAUCCGUAUUGGAAUCCUGCUGUGGAGAAUCAAGCCGUGGAUCGUAUUCAUCGCCUUGGUCAGACGCGUCCUGUCCUUACGGUCAAAUACAUCAUCGAGAACUCAAUUGAGGAUCGACUGCUGGAGGUGCAGAGGAAGAAGACCGAACUUGCAAACAUGACUUUAGGAGGUUCGAGCUUCAGCAAGGCGGAGAUGCUCCAACGUCGUAUGGAAGAAUUGAACCAGCUGUUCGGGAGUUAA
Fomitopsis serialis is the source of this 3846-nucleotide messenger RNA. Its product is annotated as P-loop containing nucleoside triphosphate hydrolase protein. The record is from RefSeq and is a predicted model, not a curated record. The coding region runs from base 1 to 3846 and encodes 1281 amino acids. The transcript has 12 exons. Gene Ontology annotation, molecular function: ATP-dependent chromatin remodeler activity; ATP binding. Lineage: Eukaryota; Fungi; Basidiomycota; Agaricomycetes; Polyporales; Fomitopsidaceae.